AUGUCGAAAAGAGAGGCCGAUUCUAUUGGACACGAAAGUGAAAAGAAAUUGAAAACCGAUAAGAAAGAUGACAUUGCCAUUGAUUCCGAGCUCCUUGGUCAACAAACUUCUUAUGGGAGUCCCGAGGGUAAUCAAGAAUCUUCUGAAGCUCUGGCUGCAGCUGCUGCAGCUGCUGCCGCUGUAGCUGCACAACCUGCAAGUGCCGCGGCCGCAGCUGCAUUAACAUCGCAGCAACAUCAGCAGCAACAGCACCAUCAACAACAACAAUUGCAGCAACAAUUGGCGUACCAGAAUGCAUUCAGACAGUCGCAAGGUGGGCUGCACCUGCCGUCUCUGGGAAUGUCUCUGAUUCAGCCAACAACACUUCCUCCUUCGUCGUCAAAGCCGCUGCAUGGUUCGGAGGAAUGGCACAAACAACGUCGUGAGAACCAUAAAGAGGUGGAACGCAGACGCCGUGAGUCAAUUAAUCUUUGGAUCAAGGAAUUGGCAAAUUUGAUUCCCACCACCGAUACAAACAAGUCGCAGAUUUUGCAACGGGCGGUGGAAUAUAUUAAGCGUCUUAAGGAAAAUGAGAGUAAUAAUAUUGAAAAAUGGACUCUUGAAAAACUUUUGACCGACCAAGCGGUAUCUGAAUUGAGUGCUUCGAAUGAAAAGUUGAAGGCGGAAUUGCAAAAGGCAUACCGUGAGGCUGAACACUGGAGAAGAAUUGCCGAAGACAAGGAGAAGUAG
Molecule: messenger RNA, 729 nt
Organism: Meyerozyma guilliermondii ATCC 6260
Lineage: Eukaryota; Fungi; Ascomycota; Pichiomycetes; Serinales; Debaryomycetaceae
Gene: CBF1
Product: Cbf1p
Exons: 1
Coding region: 1-729 (242 amino acids)
Cellular component (GO): nucleus
Molecular function (GO): protein dimerization activity; DNA-binding transcription factor activity
Source: RefSeq, a predicted model, not a curated record